AUGCGGCUUCCCCUAUGGAAGAAAGCCGCCCUUGUGGUAGCAUUGUUGUUUUCUCUUUGGAUAUUGACUGAUGAUGAUACCUCCGGAUCCAAAAACUACCACCAUUUGGCUGUCAUGACGGCCUUGCAUCGUCACCGUCCCAGUCUUCGAGUCUAUCGGUCACUCUUGGAACUCAACCUUUUGCUAUGGGGCUCUGUCAUUUCGUUUUAUGUUUGGUCCAAGACGAUUGGGACUAAAAUGAUUGGUCAUUUAUUGUUUCAGCCAUCCGACGAGGUCUACAAAGAUGGCUUUUCCUUGUUGGAGAAGAGUCUGGGACGGUAUCAACGAGUCCAAACGGACGACGACGAUGAAUUUGAAUUGGCUCCUCGACCAGAAAGUCGGCAGGCGGGAGUACCGGUAGAGGGAGGAGUAGAGGAAACAAAAGACGGCGAAGACGGUCCAUUGGGAACGGACUAUAGUGGAGAACUUGAAAUGGAAGGAGAUGAAGAAGGCGCGCCUGCUGAAUCAUCAUUGACUGGACCACCUUCUGUCGAGGCAGCAGCUGGAUUGGCACUAGAUUCCUUGAUUUUGGUGCUGAUAUCCCUGUUCUUCUUUACCUUUAGUAGUGCUGAGGGUGGAACCUAUGUCGAUGGAAUGGCCAAGAUUGAUACCCUCAAGUUCAUUGCUCUUAUUGCGGCCCCUAUAUUCCCACUGCUUUUGUUUGUGGGAGGCUUUGCUGCCGCAGUCUUUCCCUGGAAGAAGCGAUCGGAAUUCUGGAAAGUUAUUUCUCUUACCAUUGGUGCUCCUUUCUUGCCCGUCACUUUUCGAGAUGGAUUCAUUGGCGAUAUAUUGACCAGUUCGGUCCGACCUAUGCAAGACCUUGCUUUUACCACCUUUUAUUUCCUUUCGGGAUUGCAAGGAUGGUGGUCCGAGAGUUACUCUUUUGAUGCUGCCGAUGUUCCAUUGGAAACAAAUUGGCUUUUGCACACCAUGAUUAUUCCAAUGUGCACUGCGUCCCCACUCUGGUGGAGGUUUUUACAAAACCUCCGACAGUGUUAUGAUGCCAAGAAGCGGUGGCCCUAUCUGGGGAAUGCGUUAAAGUAUUUCAUUGCUGCCGAAGUGGCCAUGUUUGGGGUCUUUAAUCCCUCUCGCAAAGAGUCCUUUCUAUGGCUAUCCUGUUUUGUGGCUGCGACCCUGUAUCAAAUUUGGUGGGACGUCUUUAUGGAUUGGGAACUCUUUGUGUUUGAAAAAGGCAGCGUCAAAUUGCGCCGUACCAGAAUUUACCAACAGCCAUGGAUCUACUGGACUAUUUUCGUCAUUAACUUUUUCCUUCGAUUCUGCUGGACCUUGAGUUUCUUGCCUCCUCAUUAUCUCAAUCGAGCGGGCGUCUUGAGCGAUACCUUUGAAGGCGAUCUGACUGCGAUUCUGGAUCCCACCAUUGCCUCUGCUGAAAUCAUCCGAAGAACUUUGUGGGGACUCUUGCGCGUGGAACUGGAGGCCAUCAAGACGGCACGAAAAGAGCCUCAUCUCAAGGGAGCCUGGGUCGAUGAACAGCGACAAUUGAAGGUAAAGACGAGUUCCACACAAAGCAGUAUUCAUGAUGAUGACGAUUUUGAAGAAUCAGUGAAUGAAGUUCGACUACUAGGGGAGUUGUCUAUCUAUGCUACAAUAUUCACAGGCCUCGGGAUGCUGGCAGCGGCUCAUCGAAUGACGUUUUGA
This is a messenger RNA of Cylindrotheca closterium, 1698 nucleotides long. Lineage: Eukaryota; Bacillariophyta; Bacillariophyceae; Bacillariales; Bacillariaceae. The record is from the annotation of a GenBank genome assembly.